Molecule: messenger RNA, 7821 nt
Organism: Onychostoma macrolepis
Lineage: Eukaryota; Metazoa; Chordata; Actinopteri; Cypriniformes; Cyprinidae
Gene: dpysl2b
Product: dihydropyrimidinase like 2b
Exons: 16
Coding region: 769-2700 (643 amino acids)
Cellular component (GO): cytosol; cytoplasm
Molecular function (GO): hydrolase activity, acting on carbon-nitrogen (but not peptide) bonds, in cyclic amides
Source: RefSeq, a predicted model, not a curated record
UUGAGUACAGAUGCAAAUCAGAUCAGAAUACAGUGGAUCGGUAUGAAUCUUAACGUUGUUUUGACAUGAUUAAUUGCAUCUUAUUUUAUCUAGCCUAAGUGUGCCAUAUUCACACAGCUAUACACCAAUCAAAAGUAUUCGUGAAUCGUCACAUGUAGCGACUUUGUAUGUAAAUGUAAGCUUUUAUUUAUUUAUUUAUUUUAGAUUUUUUUAAAAUAAUUAUGCCCUUCAAAUUAUAGGUAAUAAAACUGGAGUUCCUGUGAGUUCUAUAUUCUACCGCAUAGGCUGUAGUGGGAGGAGCUGUGAUUGAAUUCCCUGUCUUGUGAUUGGCUGAAACAGGUGUUCUGAGGUUCCGUAGUCAAUGAUGACUGAAGUAUGCAUGCUUGUGUGUGCAUGUGUGUUGUGCUCCAAAACAAGACCAGUAUCUAAGCCACAUAAUGACUUCGGUUAACCAGAGAAGUGGUUUGGAAAUGUCUGUUAAGUUCUCUCUUUGCAGCAUCAGUUUUAUGUAUGCAAGUCUGAGAAAUUAAUGAAACGGGCUUAUCUUUUGUUCCUUUUGUGGCACAAACUGUCUUUCUCACUUUCUCCCCCUCAGUCCAACAGCCUGCAGCGACAGUAGCUAAAGAAGGAACUCUUUUGAGCGGCAGAGCGUCACCUCAUCCUCCGUCGGUCUCACGUCUUAUGAAAACUAACAUUUAGUGUCCACAGAGCUUUCUAGCCGGAGGUUUGCGUGCCUUUGCAUCCAUCUGACAGUAUUCACUGAGAGAAAUGUCUGCUGCCGGAGAUGUGCCUGCGUUCUUCCAGAACAUGGGAAGCUCCAGCCCCAACCAGCCACGCCAGAAAUUCUGUGGCAUGUUCUGCCCAGUGGAGGGUUCGGCGGAGAACAAGACACUGGACUUUGACUCGCUGUCCUCAGGGAAAGGUCGAGUGAUCGAGAGGCAGAAGGAUAUCUCCAAACCACGAAAGGUGGAGAUCAGGAGAAGUACCGGAAAAGAGAUUCUGCAGAACCUAAACGACGAGAGUGACCGUCUCUUGAUUAAAGGGGCGAAGAUUGUGAACGAUGAUCAGUCAUUCUGUGCCGACAUCUAUAUCGAAGAUGGCCUGAUCAAGCAGAUUGGGGAGAAUCUGAUAGUGCCCGGCGGGGUGAAAACCAUCGAUGCUCAUGGCCGUAUGGUGAUGCCGGGUGGCAUUGAUGUGCACACGCGCUUCCAGAUGCCUGACAGGGGCAUGACUGCUGCCGAUGACUUCUAUCAAGGCACCCGAGCUGCGCUAGCUGGAGGAACCACCAUGAUCAUUGAUCAUGUGGUUCCUGAACCCGGGACGAGUCUGAUGUCGGCCUUCAAUCAGUGGCGGGAAUGGGCGGACGGCAAAGCGUGCUGUGACUAUUCUCUUCACGUGGACAUCACCGAAUGGCACAAGGGUGUUCAAGAGGAGAUGGAGGCGCUCGUCAAAGAUCACGGCGUUAACUCUUUCCUCGUCUACCUGGCUUACAAAGAUGUUUUCCAGCUCACUGAUUCCCAGAUCUACGAAGUGUUCAGUGUCAUCCGGGACCUCGGGGCCAUCGCUCAGGUCCAUGCUGAGAACGGAGACAUCAUAGCCGAGGAGCAGCACAGGAUUUUGGAGUUGGGUAUCACUGGACCAGAGGGACAUGUCCUCAGUCGUCCAGAGGAGGUGGAGGCAGAGGCAGUGAACCGCUCUGUAACGGUGGCCAAUCAGACCAACUGCCCUCUUUACAUCACCAAAGUGAUGAGUAAGAGUGCCGCUGAUGUCAUCGCCCAGGCCAGGAAGAAAGGCACCGUUGUGUACGGUGAGCCAAUCACAGCGAGUCUUGGAACGGACGGCUCGCACUAUUGGAGCAAGAACUGGGCCAAGGCCGCCGCCUACAUCACGUCCCCACCCUUGAGUCCGGAUCCCACCACACCGGACUAUCUCAACUCACUGCUGUCAUGUGGGGAUCUGCAGGUAACAGGAAGCGCUCACUGCACCUUUAACACCGCCCAGAGAGCUGUGGGUAAAGACGACUUCACCCUCAUCCCUGAAGGAACCAACGGCACUGAAGAAAGGAUGUCCAUCAUCUGGGACAAAUGUGUGGUAACUGGAAAAAUGGACGAAAAUCAGUUUGUGGCCGUCACCAGCACCAAUGCCGCUAAGAUCUUCAACUUGUACCCGCGCAAGGGCCGCAUCGCCGUGGGCUCAGACGCCGAUCUGGUUCUGUGGGACCCUGAUGUCACGAAGAUCAUCUCAGCGAAGAGCCACAAUCUGGCAGUGGAGUAUAACAUCUUCGAGGGCACUGAGGUGCGUGGGGCGCCUCUGGUGGUCAUCAGCCAGGGAAAGAUCGUGCUGGAGGAUGGGAAUCUCCACACCACUGAGGGAUCCGGCCGCUACGUGACCCGCAAACCUUUCCCUGACUAUGUCUACAAGAGGAUAAAGGCUCGCAGCAGGCUUGCUGAACUGAGGGGCGUCCCACGGGGUCUCUACGACGGGCCGGUCUGUGAAGUUUCAGUGACGCCCAAAGCUGUGACCCCUGCUUCCUCUGCCAAAACCUCUCCUGCCAAGCAGCCCUCUCAACCGGUCCGCAACCUGCACCAGUCCGGCUUCAGCCUCUCCGGCGCUCAGGUUGAUGACAACAUCCCCCGCCGUAACACCCAGCGCAUUGUUGCGCCCCCUGGUGGCAGGGCCAACAUCACCAGCCUGGGCUAGACGCCGUCCUCCAGCCGACAGGAGAAUACGGGGUUGGGGGGGAGGGAUGUCUACUACGGAGGCGUUUGCGGAGAUCACCGUGUCACAUCAAGAACCCUCCACAGGGCCUAUGAUUAUCCGCUCCCUAGUCUCCCAACCCCUGAGCUCUCACCCGAUUCCCUUGUUUUUCUUUUCCCAACCUUGCACCACUUCCUAAAGGAGACAUCUAGAGAAAAAAAAAACACAACAACAAAGUAUUUGCCUCAUGUGAAGAGAGAAGGAAAAAAUGUAACAUCCACAUUUGAGCACUUCUGAUUGUAUGAUUUUUAUACUGUACUUUCUACCCACCACGAGUCAUGUUAUUAUUUUUGUAUUUAACUUUAUUUGCUUUUUGAAAUCAGAGGGAUCAAGUGCGUGUAUUAGAAAAGCUGUGUAUCAUUGUUACUUAUUAACAAGGCAAGGGUUAGAGUGCUGGCUUUCUUGUGUCUAUGUUUGUGGCUAAAAGUCUGUGAAGACUUUUAGAUCUACUACAUUAGGAAUGUUGUUAUUUUUGGGAAUCUUUUAUUACGUUUUUUACUCAAACAAUCAGUUUACAUCAGUAUGAACACCUGACCGUAUUCCGCCCGUGCCCUUUCCGUGGCAUUCAAUGCGAUACUUUCUGUACCAGUCAAUAAAAGAAAGCUUUUCCAGUGGUCGCUGAUUAAAAACCAUGUGUUGUUUCACAACCAGAGAUAUUUAAUUAACACUGUUAAUGUUACUGAAGAAGAAACCGCAUGUAAAAACAAGCAGCUUAGCAAUGUUGGAGAAAAUAAGAGAGGACCGCAAAUGGUUAUAGCUGGAAGCCUUCCCUGUUUUGGCCUCAAACCCUUUUUUUUUGCGCAAGCUGCUUUAAUAAGUAAAGGUUAAGAAGACGAUAAAGUCAAGUUUGUAUUUGGUUGUGUGAAAAAAAAAAAAAAGUGAGUUGUUUAGCCACUGUGAGGACUAUUAUUGACAACUUAGCAGGUGUUAUUUAUGGAAGCUUGUUUCCGUCACGGGAUAACAAAAUAAAAAGGUAACUGCGACUUUUUUCGUAAUUUUUCUCGCAAUUCAGAGUUUGUAUCUUACAAUUCUGUCUUUUUUCUCGCCAUUCUGAGAAUAAGAAUAAAGUUUCAAUUACUUUUUUUAUUCCAUUCAGGGAAAAAAAUGUAAGAUGUAAACUCAGAAUUUUUGGGGGAAAAUGUCAGAAAUGCGAUAUAUAAACUUGGAAUCGCAAGAAUUUUGAAUUUGUGUCAGAACUGGUGAAUAAAGUCUGAAUUGUGAGAUAAAAAGUCGCAAUUUCUUUUUAGCUUCCAUAGUUAGCUAAAGGAAAUGCGGUUACGUCACUUUUAAAGAACAACGUGAAUGUAACUCCAUGAAAUUAGCAGCAAUUUCCUACUGCACUAAAGCCCAAAGUAUACUUAAGUGUUAACGCAAACACUUGCUGAAUGUUUACAGCCGAACAUGUUGCCUUUCAAAUUAUUAUUUCAUUUCAUAGCGUGUGCAAACAUAGGCGCUCGACACAUGCGGAGUAGAAUUGAACUAAAAACUUGACAUGUUGCCACCUUGUGGACAAAGCAAUUAGUGCAAAAAAAUGUGUGCAUGUGUGAGCUGAGCUUAAAGAGUUACAUGUGAUUACAAAAAUCAGGCUCCAUGCAUACUAAGUAAACUUUGGGCUGAGAGUCAAACCCCCAGAUGGAUGUUUCUGUAAGUUUGGUUGCAGCGCAAAACAAAUGUGCCAUGCGAGUUGUGAGAUUUGAUGGUAUUGAGUGACUAUGCCGCUACUUUCUAUGUCAACAAAUGUGAUAUCGCAGACCUUAACGCUAACGUGUCUUCUUUGUAUCUUUAACUCCAAGCUGUGCCUGAGAUGUACUGAUCACGUUGAGUACUUCUACAAGAGCUUGUUAAUGUUUUUUGUUUGAAACAACUCAAAGGCUGUUGAAAGUAAAAUAGCCGGUUAACCGAUACAAAGGUGCCAGAUUUUUCUCUUUAACUCGUCAUAGUGCUUUUGAAAGGCUUUUUAAAGUAUGAGUUAUCACAGCAUCCAUUUUAGUGCCGUAGUUAAAUGCUACGUACUGUAAUAAUAUCAUAAAAAUAAAAGUUAAAAGUUAAAGGUGAUUUUCAACAACUGCACCUGUGGCAGCUCCAUCUUUUCAUGGUGUUAUUUUAUUUGAUCAAAGAAUGAAUGAGCGUUUUGUUGUUGUUUUGUUUGGUUUUCUUCCAAGUUGGUCUGGAAACCUAAAAAACAUGUCCUAAAAAAACAAAGGGCAGUGAAUUGAGCAGCUAGUACUAACAAUAGGUUAGCUAAGACAGCUAGCACAGUAUCAGUUUUCUUCUGUGUUUGACGCAUUUCCUUUUGAAACAAGACGUUUGGACAGGAUACACUGAAGGGAUCAUCUUUUUUGAAAGAACCAGGCUUUAGGUAUGUCAGUCAUUUAUUGUGAUUUGGUAUAAUAGCUACUAGUUGGUUGCUUGUGGUAUUGAGGGAGGGACACUGUCAUUCUAGAGAACAUUUGAUUGGACAAAAAUCAGCAUAGUCAUCAGUAUUUUUAAUUAUUUUGCUGUUAGGAGAAAGACAUUUGAAAUGUUUUAUCUGCUUAUGAGUACAUUAUAGUUAGUAGAUAUUGCCACAGAACUCUUAAAGUAAGGAUAAUCCACAUUUUGUGGAUGGUGCUAAAGCUUAUGUUCAGCUCAGACAAAGAAGGCAUAGUUGAAAGUAAAAAUUGUUAUAAAAAGGCAUUAACUGGUUUUAACGUGCCUUGCUUAAAUCUCACUAUGGAUUAGCAAUGUGGGACUUUUUUUGUAUAGGCUAGUAUGUUUUUCAUUUAGUAAACCCGUCCUCCAGCUGUUUUCUUUUCCCUCUUGCACAUCGGCAAAAUCUUGGCCGGUAUCAUUAUUCUCCAUUGCUUGCCUUUUCCUCUGUGACUCAACAGAGAAACACACACACACAAGCUCUGAUUCAUUCCAGCGCUGACAGAGUUUAAACUUAAAUGUUUAGUGCUGCUUGGUUGUUGUAUACUUAUUGUGUACUGGAACACUGUUGACUGUUCCAAACUGAGGAUAUGGUGCUCCUAAAUGGACUUGGUGUUGGGGGAAAAAACUGAGGUGGGGAUGUCAAUGCUUUAGAAUUUUUGCGUUCCCCAGAGAAACUUUGCAUUUGCUUGUAAAACGUUAGUAAUAGUAAAGUUUAGUCAAAUGUGGUUGGAGGAGAAACUAUAUUUCAACGCUUUCAAGUUCUCUCACAAUUUUCUUUUUUAUUAUUUAAUUUAAUUUUUUAAUUUUUUGCCUUCCCCAGAGAAACUAAAACAGGCAUUCUUCGGAGAAACUUUGCGUUCACUUUGUGUGUGUGUGUUCCCCAGAGAAACUUUGCGUUCACUCUUUUGCGUCAUUCUGAAAACAUCUGAGUUUACUUGCAAAACUUUAGUAAUGUUAAUGUCAAGUAAAAUGAGGUGGGAGGACAAUUAUAUAGGCCUAUUUUAAUACUUUUGGGUUCUCUUGCAAAAUUUUUGCGUUCCUCAGAGAAACUUCGCAAAACAUUGUUAAUAACUUGCGGUGGGAGGACAAACUAUAUUUCAAUGCUUCCGCAAACUAAAGUUCUAAAGUGAACGCAAACUUUUGCAUUCAUAAAAGCAGACUUCCUUUGUCACAGAAUAUGCUAUACGCUUGUGUAAGUCUGUAUGAAUGGGGUAAGAAAAAUCAUUUAAAUCAAAAUACAAGUUAUCAUAUCCUACAUACUUGUGCAUUUCUCUUGUUUUAAGAAUGUUUAGCCUACAUCUUUACAUCACUGAUUAAGAAAAUGACCAUUCUCCAAAUAAAGGUUAACAGGACACCACCCUGUACUCACUGAAAUGUCCCAUUUUAAAUUAUUUUUAAAACUUUAGGGUCGUUAAAAAAUCAUGAGUUAAGCGAAACUACAGCAACAGAAAAGUGAGUCUUUGUGCGUUGUCGGAAUGUGUAUCUCUCAAAUGUAGGAGGGUGAUGUGAGGUUAUAAUGAUUUAUUUGUCUGUUCGCAAGGACUGAUGUGUUAAUAAUGGCCGUUGCAGGCCCUGUAGAGUCUAUCACCUCAUGACUGUUAUGAUUGUUUUCUUUCUUCCUGUUUCUUGUUCACUUCUUGCUGACCUCAUUGCUUUUCCACUGUUACUAUGACGACUGUCCCUGCUAGACAACAGGAUCUGACUCUUUUAUUUGUCAUGGCAACACAUUACAUCGGAAGCAUGCCCUUAGCAACCCUUCUGGGUCUGGUGCUAUUAAAACAACAUUGAAUGGCUGGAUCAUUUCAACUUACAGUGUAACACAAACCAUAUACAGAACCCACCGUUAAAAAAAGACAGCCGCCAUCGUCCUUUCCCGCCUUUCUUGCAUGGUGGCAUAUUCUGAAUUGUAGGUUGAUGGUUUGAGAGAUAAUUUUCUUCUUUAUUGGUAUUUUUGUCUUUAAAAAAAAAAAAAAUUACUGAAAUGGAAAACAAUAAAAAAAAGUUAAGGUAAUACAUUUAAUUCAAGAUAAAUUCAGAGAAAACCAAUCUUACUCGUUUUUUUUUUUUUUUUUAACAUUUAAAUAUUGUUUAAUUUGUAUUUGUAUCCACAAUGUUGCUUCUCGUAUUUUAAAUUUAAUGAUUAGUUUAUUUUUCAUUGUAAAAAGCAAGUCAAAAAUAUGAAGUUAUUUUAUUUCAUUGAAGUUGGUGUGAAAAUAUGGCAUGAAUUGAGAACAGAAUUGUCCUAUGUGAGAUUUCCAUGUCUUUUCCUUUUCGAUCAUAUGAGCAUAUGCAACAGUUCAAAUGAAACAUGCCUUAAGCAUUUCCUCUGAUCCCAGAGCAGCUGUUGGCACUAACACUACACUACACACACACACACACACACUUUGCUAUGUACGCUUGAAUGUUCUUCUAUGCGUGGUAUGUAAUCUAUGUAAAAUGCAGAUGGGAACUGAAAGAUUGAUCAGUCUGAGACUGCCAUAAUUUAUAAUCCCAAACCCUCUCUUUCCCCACUCCAGAAGUGAACGUGUUGUGUGCUGGUGUUUAUUCUGUUGGCUGUGCUGUUUGAGGAUGUUUGCUUGCUCUUGAAAAUGUGUCAAAUCCCUUGGAUGGUGAUGUUACAAAAAAGGAAAAUUAAUAAAAGGAAGAAAAUAU